AUGAGCCGGGAGGGCGGCCGGGCCCCGCGGCUGGUGGAGGUGAUCCGAGUGAAAAGAGUUGCACCAUAUAGGAAACGUUUCUUAAUAACUUGGAGGAAGGAACAUUGCAAUUUUUCCAUUUCAGAUCGCCUUUGUUUUGCCAUUCUCUACAGCAGACCAAAGAGUGCACCAAAUGUACAUUAUUUCAGCAUAGAUAAUGAACUUGAAUAUGAGAGCUUCUAUGCAGAUUUUGGACCGCUCAAUCUGGCAAUGGUUUACAGAUAUUGUUGCAAGAUAAAUAAGAAAUUAAAGUCCAUUACAAUGAUAAGGAAGAAAAUUAUUCAUUUUACUGGCUCUGACCAGAGAAAACAAGCAAAUGCUGCUUUCCUUGUUGGAUGUUAUAUGGUUAUAUAUUUGGGGAGAACUCCAGAAGAAGCAUAUAGAAUAUUAAUCUUUGGAGAUAUAUCCUAUAUGCCUUUCAGAGAUGCUGCCUAUGGAAGCUGCAGUUUCUACAUUACACUUCUCGACUGUUUUCACGCAGUAAAGAAGGCAAUGCAGUAUGGCUUCCUUGACUUCAACUCUUUUAGCCUUGAUGAGUAUGAACACUAUGAAAAAGCAGAAAAUGGAGAUUUAAAUUGGAUAAUACCAGACCGAUUUAUUGCCUUCUGUGGACCUCAUACAAGAUCCAGACUUGAAAGUGGUUACCACCAGCACUCUCCUGAGACUUAUAUCCCCUACUUUAAGAAUCACCAUGUUACUACCAUUAUUCGCCUGAAUAAAAGGAUGUACGAUGCUAAGCGCUUUACGGAGGCCGGUUUUGAUCACCACGACCUUUUCUUUGCGGAUGGCAGCACCCCUACCGAUGCCAUUGUCCAAGAAUUUUUGGAUAUUUGUGAAAAUGCUGAGGGUGUCAUUGCAGUACAUUGUAAAGCUGGCCUGGGUCGAACGGGCACUCUGAUAGCUUGCUACAUAAUGAAGCACUACAGGAUGACGGCCGCCGAGACCAUCGCGUGGGUCAGGAUCUGUAGACCUGGCUCCGUGAUUGGGCCUCAGCAACAAUUUUUGAUGAUGAAACAAUCAAGCCUCUGGCUGGAAGGUGACUAUUUUCGUCAAAAGUUAAGGGGGCAGGAGAAUGGACAACACAGAUCAUCCUUCUCCAGACUCCUCUUGGGUGUCGAUGACAUUUCAAUAAAUGGGGUCAAGAAUCAAGACAAGCAAGAAUCUGAACCGUACAGUGAUGACGACGAAAUCGGUGGAGUGACACAAGGUGAUAGACUUCGGGCCCUGAAAAGCAGAAGACAAUCAAAAGCAAACACUAUUCCUCUCACAGUAAUUCUUCAGUCCAGUGUUCAGAGCUGUAAAACAUCUGAACCUAACAUUUCUGGCAGUGCAGGCAUUACUAAAAGAGCCACCAGAUCUGCUUCAAGGAAAAGCAGUUUUAAAAGUCCCUCCAUUUCAAGGACUAAAACAGUCUUGCGUUAAGUAAAACCCUGUGACCAGAACUGAAGGGAAGACUAGGAACAGAAAACUACGACAGGACUUAGCACAAUCCGAGAACAAAGCAAAACUGCAAAAGCCUUAGUUGCUUCCCACCUACGAACUUCGUUCAGUGAAGAAAAUGUCCACUGGAGUUUAAAUAACUAACAGAGUUUGGAUGCAAGUGAAAGACGUGAAGAGGGCCCAACUCUCCUUCUGUAGAAUCGUCUCCAGUCUAACAACCAGGAAGCUGUUGUAAGUUUAGUCUCAGGUGUAAAAUCCGGGCCCUCUGUUGUUGGGAGAACAGACUUGUCUGCGUGACGCGUGUGUCCCCGUGAUGGCAAUCAUUGUCGCUGCUGGCCUUCAGAAGGAUGGAGGGUCUGACGGAGGCCUUUUACGUAUUUGUUUUGUGUUCACCCUGUGUUAAGAUUUACGAAGGUAGAAACAGCAUUACUGAGAUGGAACGCUCUGUAAUUUGCCACUGUUUGGUUUGAUCAUGUUCACGUUACGGUUUGUAAUUCUGUACUGAUGGUAACUCUGUUAAGUACCCAAGCUGCUUGUCUUCCACCAAAGAUGCUUUACUGACAGGAACCUGUGAGACCUGCAUUUAAACGCUGUUGCAUGCGUAAUAAAGUGGCACUUUGGUAACCUGAAACUUGCAAGAGAAUUUUGAUAGUAGCUUUAGAAGACUCAGGAGGAGAAACGGGCAUCAGAGUUGGAAGAAUAUUAUAGAUCAUUCCUUUUUGUGUCGUUUAGAGACUGAGAAUUACAAGGCUCCCAUUAUUUGGUUGCCCCGUCAUACAAAUUGAAAUCAUAUUUUCUUCCAUGCAUGAAAAAAACACACUGUUGGUUUUUCCCCUUGGAACCAGCAAUCCCAAACAAUGGGGGCUUUUCAAAAAAUGUUAUCACAUUUUUAGAGUCUUUCUCUGUAACUGAAUUUUUUUCUUAUGUGAUCAGCCUAGGGCCAUUCAUUCACACACCCUUGAUCUCAGUGACCAUUAUUUUCUGGAUUUCAGUUGCUUGUAGUGGCAGAAUUCACGGUGGCUUUGGUUAGGGAACACAGCUAGUCACUCUUUGCAGAGUGUCUGCUCCCCUGGGUCCCGCUGGAACGCGGCAGAGGCUGUGAUCUAAAGCAGUUACAAAAACAGAAUCUAUUUGCUGCUAAAAAAACAAACAGGGCCCAUAAUAAAAGGGUGUCUUGCAGUCACCUUGGUUCCUUCCAUGUAAGAAGUGAAUGGUUGUCAUUAUGGUUAACCAGUUUCUGCCUGUCCUGGUUUGGACAUUGGAGGGAUGUGACACUGCAAGGCCAUGAGGGCAGAUGCCUUCCGACUGUGUUGGGUCCGUAGGUUAUUCCAUUUAAAGAGCUGCCUUUUCCACAAAACUGUUAGGAACAAGCAGUGCUUGGAAGAAACAGGCUGAGAUAUGUUCAUGCAAAAGUAAGCAGAAGGCAGUGGUGCCAUCUUGGUGUUUACUCUCUUGGAGUAAAGUGUGAAGGGGCCUGGGGGAGAUGGACGAUGCCAUCGUCUUAGCCAAGCAAGAACUCUUUCCGCAGCAGGCAGCAUGGGGUGGGGUCAUGCCAGCUUUUAAAUACUGGGGACUAGAUCACAGGAAAACAGCGUGACACAGGAAACAAGUUCCUAUCCCUGGCGGUGAAUAGGCACGAGGACCCGAUGGGAAGACAGCUCUUUGGUGAGGUUCGGGGUGGGGAGCGCCCCGUUGGCCGCGUCCUGCUGAGACAGUGCCGUGUUCCAACUGUCAGGUGCCUCUCUCCCCUGGCACUGCCACAGGCCGUCUCCUCCGUAAGUAACCCAGGCAGCUGUGAAACCCUGACCUCCACCGAACCUUUCGUGCUUUGGCUUUUUAUCCUGUCAGAUUAAGUCAACGUGCUGCCCCUCACUGUGAGGAAGCCGUGUGGUGUCUUGGCCAAGAGUAAAAGAUCUGGGCUUCAGUGUCAACCACAGCACUUUUUAAUUUUAUAAAUUGCCUUUUCCUUUUUGCUGCUCAAGUUUCCAGUGAGAAUCUCUGUCACCGUGGCUCUUGCUAUAAACCCUUUUAUUUAACUGGCUCACUGAAAUUAGUCAUAGGAAACUUGGGAUUUGGUCAAGAAGCAUUCCUUGGAAAACCCAAAUGGCUUGGGAUAGUGCUUUCAGGGGGAUUGCGGAGCAACACUGGUCACCUUAACUGGGACAUAUCUAGAACCCAGAGAGUCUCUGGGUCUGGCUGAUGCGAAGUUCUUCGUGCUGUGAGUAAGAGUGGACCCUUCUCUUCCUACCGUCCCUCCCCCAACUGAAAUCACCAAACACCCAGAAUCUUCUGAGAUUCUAACUUAGAGUCCUUGUUACAGAAGAACUUGUCGCUCUGGAAUGUGAAAUGCUGCAUGUCACAGGGAGCAAUUCCUUUAACUUUAGAGCCUUAAGUAGCUUUUGAAAGUACACCAAGACAGUUUCCAGUGGAAUUAGGGAUGGAUAAUCUUUUUGGUCACCUGAGGCUUUCUGGGGUCAAAUCAUCAAGAGUCAGGGACAAUCCAGGGGAAGUGGGUCUGCAUAACUGGGCUCCUAGAAGUAUAGACCGACUUCUCUUUUGCACGGCCAAGGAAACCUAGGGCUCUCUCUUAGACCUGUUGGUGCAGAGGGGCCGAGGGUGAACAGCGCUCACUAAGCAAGCAGCCUGCUCGCAGUGUGGCUCCCCCAGCAGCACGUGGCUCUUCUGGACUCUCCUGGAUUCUCGGUUCUAAGUCUGAUACCCAUAGCCCCUGGCCCACCCAGCUCCCCCUGACCUCGUACCUCUCUAUCGGGUGAGUUCUACCUCUUUUCUUGGGCCCAGACAGGUUUUAGAAGAGGUCUGUGCACAUGUUUGUGGAGCACAAUCAGGUGCGUCAUGCUGUGUGGCCGGCAGGCCCCAGCUAUGUCGUGCCAGGAGCUCUGGAGCCUUGCCUUUGCCCAAGUCCCCAUUCAUGACAAGGGAUCAGUGUGCUUAUGUGGUAUUUGUUCUAAAAGUAGCUCAGCUGUUUCUCCUCAUACAUUCUGAAAAGCAAGAAUUAUGUUUUGGAAGGCAGUGCUCCUCAAAAAUGACUUUGAAAACGUGAUUUAUUUCUUUAAUAGUUUUCUGUCAAUGCGACUGCCCUGGCGAGGCUGGCUGCAGGGCUCUCCUCGACCUGAGCGCUCUCCACGGCACUGAGUGCAGAUGCUGCAGGCGCGUGUCAGACUGGACAGCUCGCCUGUCCUGUGUAGGAAAUUACCUCCUUAAUUACCCAGUAGAAUUCACUGUCAGCAGACAGGUUCAUCUGAUUAUAUAGGACUGCAGUUUUAUAUUAGUAAUUUGCAGACUUUUAUCUAACCUGCACUCAUGUACAGAUUAUUAAAAGUUUUAAAAUGUAACUGAUUAAUCAGUUUUGAUCAAUCAUUGUCUUGAUUUUUUUAAUAAAAUGUAUAUUUCUAAUCAUAUUUUUUAAAGCCAAGAGAACUGGUUGAAUGAGUGUUUAUUUUCCUGAAGGUAUUUUUAAGAUAAAGCUUCAUAAUGGCUGGUAAACUUUGCAUAUAUAUAUAUAUGUAUGUGGUUUGAUAUGUAUUGUUGAAUUUGAAAAUCUUGUGUAUUGAAACUGGUUUUAUACAAAAUAUUGAAUAGUGGGAAUUGUAUAAUUACAAUCACGUAAUUAAAAGUAUUAACCAAACA
This is a messenger RNA of Galeopterus variegatus (Sunda flying lemur), 5127 nucleotides long. It is a transcript of the gene CDC14B, whose product is annotated as cell division cycle 14B. Gene Ontology annotation, cellular component: spindle pole; nucleolus; centrosome. The record is from RefSeq and is a predicted model, not a curated record. Lineage: Eukaryota; Metazoa; Chordata; Mammalia; Dermoptera; Cynocephalidae. The coding region runs from base 1 to 1461 and encodes 486 amino acids. Gene Ontology annotation, molecular function: protein tyrosine/serine/threonine phosphatase activity; protein serine/threonine phosphatase activity. The transcript has 15 exons. Gene Ontology annotation, biological process: microtubule cytoskeleton organization; regulation of exit from mitosis; positive regulation of cytokinesis.